Molecule: messenger RNA, 2556 nt
Organism: Entrophospora sp. SA101
Lineage: Eukaryota; Fungi; Glomeromycota; Glomeromycetes; Entrophosporales; Entrophosporaceae
Source: the annotation of a GenBank genome assembly
AUGAACAAUAAAAAACAAAAAACGAUUAAACCUCGCAUCAAAACAGAUACUUCUUCAAAAUCGGAGAAUUCACCUUCACAAACGCCUACAUCACCAAAAAGAAAACAAUCAAAAACACCAUCUCCGCAAACAGCAACGACAUUACCUCAAAAAAUACAAAAAGAAGAACAAGAAGAACAACUUAAACAUAAAGAAAAAAAUGAACAAUCACAAGAAGAACAGUUAGAGCAAUCAGUUCAGAAAGAAGAUCAAGAUCAAAAACAACAAUCAGUUCAGGAAGAUCAAGAUCAGAAACAACAAUCGGAUCAUAAAGAAGAUCAAGAUCAGAAACUAGAUCAGGACCAAGUGUUACAACAACCUGUAAAAAGAAGGCCAGGCAGACCACGCAAAUAUGCACCACAAGAUCCUUCAAAACAAAAAAAGGCCAUUAACAAUGAUCCAAAAAGAUUUGAAUACACUCAAGGCGAAGGUUCAACAACAACCAAUGGAAUGAAUAGUAUAAAUCAAUUAAAUUAUGACAAAAUACUUGAUGAGAAAGGAGAGAAAAAGAUCACCAAAGAUGGAAUUUUAUUAGGAGGUAGAAAAUUUAAAGUGCCAGUUUUUCAAUUACCUAGUGAUAAUACAUGGUAUAUGUUAUCAAUGGAUGCAGCAAAGGUUUUGGGUUUUCGUGAUAGUUAUUUAUUUUUCUUAAGAAAUCCAUCAUUACAACGAGUUUUUGCUACCGAAGAAGAAAGAGAAUUCUUGAUCAAAAUAGGAAUCUUACCUGCUGCAUAUCGCAGUAGGAAUAUUACUUUGGUGUCAGCUAGAUCUACAUACAGAUUAUUUGGUUCUAGAGUAAUUCAUAAUGGAAAAAGAAAAAAAGAUGAUUAUUUUGAGUCAAAUUUGAGAUAUGAUGAUGAUUUAAGUGAUAAAGGAAAUGAUUCAGAAACUGAAAAUGCAAACAAUAUCCUAUCAAAAAAAUUUAACAAUAAAAUAACAAAACCACGAAAUCUUGCAAAUGAGGCUUCGUGGAUGUAUCAAUCAGCACUUCAUGCCAGAGAUUAUAAUACUAGAUUGAAAAUUCACCGUAAAGAUAAACCUAAAUUUUAUGAUGCUCAUAUCAAUACUGAACUAGUCCCACAAGCGACACAGCCAACUCGAAUCAAAGUGGAAACAAUUUCAAAACCUGUAUUUUUACCACUAAAUAGUAAUCAUUCUCCAAAAAUUCCUAAAAUUAAAUUUGAACCAACACCUUUUAAUCCUUUAAAAAAUUUAAGCCCAGAGAUUUUAGAAGUAGUGCCACCUGAGAUUUGUAAAAUUAUUGAUGAUAUGAAUAAAAAUAUUAAAGAUGAUUGUAUUGAUGAUUGUAUUGAUGAUGAACAAGAUAAAUAUCCUAUUGCAUUGAUGGAUCAUCAAUUUCAAUCAUCGUAUCCAUUGCACCGAACACGUUUUGGCCAUGAAAUUCCUGAAGCUUUAACAAAAAAUUUUAAUGAGUUAAAUUCAAAUACAAGUUUAUUACAAAAAUCACCAUCUGUGCAAUUUCCAUUAUCUAAAACUAAUUUUACAUUAUCAUCGCCAACAAUAACAGCACCAGAAACACCAGAAACACCAGCUAUAUCAACAAUAGCAGACAUAUCAACAAUAGCAGACACAUCAACAAUAGCAGCCACGUCAGUAUUAGCAUCACAAUCAAUCCCACAACUUCCAGAGAAUGUAUGUGCAAUGUGUUUUUCAACAACUUCACCUGAUAAUACAAUUCCAAUUAAUGAUGCGCCAUGUUCAAAUGAAUACACUACAAAAUGUUCUCACUGUAAUCGUAAUUAUCACCCUUUAUGUUUAGGACUUACUACCACUAGACUAAUUGUUGCAAUGGAAAGUUACCCAUGGCAAUGUAAUGAUUGUAAAACCUGUGUUGUGUGUCGAACAUCAGGUGAUGAAGCUACUUUACUAAUUUGUGAUGAUUGUGAUCGCGGUUGGCAUAUUAAUUGUAGUGAACCAAAAGUUAAUGAAGUUCCCCAAGGUCCAUGGUUAUGCUCAAUUUGCGCACAAUGCAAUUCAUGUGGUGAAAAGGCCAAAUUGUUGGAUAAUGCAGCAAAGGAUUACCUUCAUCUUGAAGCAACGUCAGGCCAACCAAGUUCAAACUAUCCAAUUUAUUUAGCUACAAUAUGUAACAAAUGUAGUUUAAACUUCAAGGCAGACAGGUUUUGUCCAAUGUGUUUGAAAACAUUCUCCGAAGAAGGAGCAAUGGAAGAAAAUGAAGAUGAAGAUCGUGAUAUGGUAUGUUGUGAUGAGUGUGAUCGAUGGAUACAUGUAAGAUGUGAUCUUGAGAUCACUCCAAAUAGAUAUGAGGAAUUGCAAGAAAAUCCUAGCGCAGGAUAUAAGUGUCCACUUUGUGAAGGGAGAAUUAAGGAAUUAAAAUAUGGUGACCAGAAAGAACGUGAUGCAUUGGCCGGUAAUCCUGUAGCAAAACCUGUUGCACAGGUCGCAGGACGUAAAUUGAUUAGGGGUAUUGUGGAAUUUAAAGGUAAAAGAGUUGUGGUACCAGAAAUUUGUGGGUGGGGAAAAUUGGCAAUGUAA